AUCCACUGGAAGUCAAUAGGGGCUACGACCGUCUCAGGUGUACAAGCAGCAUCCUCUGGAAGCAAAUAGGGGCUACGACCGUCUCAGGUGUACAAGCAGCAUCCACUGGAAGUCGAACGAGGGUUACAACCGCUAUACCUUUACAGAUAUCGCCUGCUGAACCACUGAGGGAGAGAAAGAUAGUGCGUACCAGAGACUCGAAAGCUGCAACACCAGACAUUGAUGAAGCUCACACAGAGGACACUGACAACAUUCCAUUUAUUUUUUUGGACAGCAACGGAGAUAAUGAUACUAGAAAGCACGAGUACAUCUGUGUAUCAUAUACCUGGUUUGGUCUGUGUGCCGGCUGUCCCCGCUACCACAAUCGCACUCGCGAGCCUUACCUGUGGCAGAGUCGGAAGGAUUCUGGUGAGGAAUGGUACAAUCUCCCAUACGAUGCCAGCUUAUUCUUCGAAAGGUCCUUUUGCGACCUCACUGAUACUCGGUUUGCUAUAGACUUCGAUGCGAUGUCAUUCACAAAUGGAGGAACACAUUUUUCACUCAGACGACUGUCGACACCAUCAUAUGUAACUGCAAGAGGAGGAACUCCUCUCGAAUUCUACACUCAGUGGGUGUGGUAUCGACAAGAACGUGAUGGUUCAUACACCCCGUUCUACCCGGGCACUUUACAGUACACCCUGGAGGAAAAGUACAUCACAGGACAGCACAAGUAUUACUUUGAGUUUGAAGAUCUUCGCCUGAUGGUGGACACUCAACGCUCACCAAUGAUCCAAACAAACCUAGACACGCUGCGAUCCACAAAAGUCCUUCGUCGACCAGUCUUUGUAUCCAGAGAGGAAGUGGAUGCGAUGUCUCCACUGCUACUGAGCAAGACUCCUAAGCCAAUGCAUCGGGUACCUGCUCACUGGACUACUGUGGAUCACUUCCAGGACUUUGAGCUCGUUGAGCUGGACUCAGAUAAUGCUGAGUAUGACGCCGUGAAGCAACAGUUCUUCGCGACCAUGGACGUCAGCGAGCAUGACAUCGUGCGCGUGUCCGUGUACAGAACCCGGGGUUGUGGGAUAAAUACUGCAGUGUCAGGCGGGCCAUGACACCAAAAGGUCAGACAUCAAAAGAGGUGGAGGAGCGCCAUUUGUUUCACGGAACCCCGACACUUCAGGCGGCCAGGGGCAUCUGCGCCAACAGUUUUGACUUCCGCAGGUCUGGAGAAAAUGUGGGAGCUAUCUGGGGCAAGGGAGCUUACUUCUCCACCACAGCCAAGUACAGUCACAGCUACACGCGUGCUCAUAUCACACCCACAGGCGACCUCACGCGGUUCAUGUUUCUGGGAAGGAUCCUGGUGGGGCAGUACACUCUGGGUGAUCCUUCUUACACUAAGCCACAGAGCGUGACCGGCUGAAGCUGUACGAUUCGUGCGUGAAUGAUUACUUUAACCCCACAAUAUUUGUCAUCUUCGACCUGGCACAAAGCUACCCGGAGUAUCUGAUCGAGUACGAAGCAUUUUCAGACUAAUGCCAGGGAAGUCUCUGGAAUACAGCUACUGCCACAAGCAUCGGUAACAUAUCAAUUUGCAGCCACCAACAGAGCUGCGUCGCAAAGAUAUUCUUUAAGAAGUCAAACAUCAGCACAGCCUGCGUCACCUCUUUCUUCACUUCAGACAUCUCGACCUUUGACCUCUUUUCCCACACAAGCAUCUUCAAGCAGCUCCUACGGGGCCACAACUGUGCCCAGUCCUCACCUCGUGGCUUUAAAGGCACUUUUAUCCAGGGCUCGCGCUGACACUUCAAGACCCGUGUCAUCUCCACAGUCACCUUCAACACAAACUGUACUCAUAUCGCCAUCAGCAGCAAACACUCGUGCCCGCGAUGUAUCUACAUCAGACACUUGGUCAUCGCCUGAUACAGACUCACUAGUGACCUUAACCGUUACUGAUCCGCCGCCUAAAAGUUAUUGCAUAAUAUCAUAGCACAGCCUGGAAUGUUAAUUACGAUUGGAAUAAUCGUUAGAUGCAAUAUAGGAAGUUUUGGUGAAUGCAAUUUGACCCUUUUUUGCAAUAUUUCAUUUCAUUUUUGUACAAGGAAAAAAAAACAAUAAAUUUUUUAAGUCACACCACGUAAAUGUUUACAAAAUAUUCUUUAAAACGGUUAUCACAGUUAGUUGUCUUUAUUAUAGGUUAAUAGUUAUAAAUAUUCAAAAACAUUUGAUCGCUGAUUUUCCAGUCCAAAGUCACACAUUCCAUUAGUGUUCGUUUUUUCCAAAAACUUAGACAUGAAUAAGACGCUUUUGAGUGUAAGAAGUACCAUAAAAUUUGGUCCGCACAUAAGAGUUUCCUUUGUCCUGUUGACAAGGGAGAGGAACAUUCUGAUUAACAUGAAUACUUUCUAGUGGAUCUACAACUAUUUCCUUCCAGGAAGUACAUCGAGAUCGAAAUAUUGCAACCCUGGGGCAAUACACUGGCACCUUUCUCUCUCAAGACACGAACAGCAGAAACCAAUGAUGUUUUAUAACAGAGACUGAGUUGUCCUCGAGUGUUAACAACAGUAAUGUAAGAGAAAAGAAAGCAAACUGUCUACCCUGUGAAUGUCUAAUAUGCUGUUUUAAUAUGACAGGAAUCUGAGAAAGAUGUUACCAACCUUGAAGCUGGUUGAUUCAAGGAUUUCAGAAAAAUCGACAACCGCAUUUCAUCAGCCCAGUCAGUGUAAUGUCCUAUUUGUUAAUGAUAUUAACAAAGUAUUUUGGGGUAUUUGAACAUGUUCGUUAUUUUUCCAUUUAAAAAAAUCCAUUUAGAGUUAUUUGCAAGUAGAAAAAAUGUAUUAUUUCCUUGGCUAUGUUCGUAAGAAACCUAUAAAUGCUAUAUCAUGAAAAUUGUUUAUAAAAGCUAUUUAUCUGUGAGCAAAAAGUCUACAUUGUCAAAUUAUAUAAAAAUUGUUGCUUUCAGGUGAAAAAGAUGAAUUUCAAAGAAAGCUUCUGCAUUCACCAGCACACGGACACAAACUCACUCACACGCUCACUCACAAUCUCACACACUCACUUUGGCUUGCUUGUGGUAAGUGGUUUGCACAUGUAAUGUGUGUAAAAUUGUGUAAAUACUCGUAUAUUUUGCUUUCUUUGUAAACGCUGACAUGGGGAAUUUGAUAUUGAUGACAGAUAAUCUUUUUCCUGAGAUUUGUGUUUUGCAGAUUGCUCGUCGAGAACCGAAUCUGUCCAGCAACUGUUAUGAAUUCGUUGCCUUCGUAGUGUCUUGCAGAUAUUAUAUGUUCCUUAACUUUGAAACAGCAUGGCAAAUUUUGUUUACUCGGUAAUAUUUGGCUGUCCUUAGUUCCGAUCUCGGCCAAGGUACUCUUUCUCUGCAUUAAGGACCUUUUACAGUACCAAUAGCUUGGCCGUUAUAUUUUACCUGUGUCGCUACUUGGCAUAAAAACCUUCUUUCUCCCACUCCUUCCAGAUAAUAACUUUUGGUAUAUCAACUUCUUCAAUAGAAUGGAUAAAAAAAGCUUUUUGACCCAGUUGAAAAUGGCAAAAACGAGAUCGAUUACACUUUACUGUUUACAAAAAUACCUUUUCAACGGAAUACAUCACAAGUAUUUAUGUUUGAAAACAUUGGAGGACUGGCAGGACCUUGUCCUACUAUUCCUGCCCGUGGUUAAUAAGCAUGUUGGAUCAUCUUGACCUCGUUAACUAUCGCUUUGAUAAUGAUGUUCACACUAGUCGCUGUCGGUUCUAACCUUUUGUUGAUCAUGUGAUCGAAGAUGUAUUGUUUGGUGCCCGGUGACAUCUAGAGAAAACCUUGUCAGAGGUGUUUGUAACGAUCUUAUUAAAAAGUGAAUUACA
Messenger RNA from Pomacea canaliculata, 3831 nucleotides. Its product is annotated as zinc finger CCCH-type antiviral protein 1-like. Lineage: Eukaryota; Metazoa; Mollusca; Gastropoda; Architaenioglossa; Ampullariidae. Bases 507 to 1091 code for a protein of 194 amino acids. The record is from RefSeq and is a predicted model, not a curated record. The transcript has 6 exons.